AUGGACGGUAAAACUCCAGCUAUCGGAAUCGACCUGGGGACAACAUGCUCACGUGUUGGGGUAUUUCAGCAUGGAAAAGUGGACAUUAUUGCCAAUGAUCAGGGAAACAGAACGACUCCCAGCUACGUCGCAUUCACGGACAGUGAGCGGCUCUUAGGAGAUGCGGCCAAGAAUCAAGUGGCUCUCAAUCCUCAAAACACCGUGUUCGACGCCAAGCGACUCAUCGGCCGAGACUUCAACGACGCCACCGUUCAGGAGGACAUGAAGCACUGGCCAUUCAAAGUUGUUGAUCAUGGCGGUAAACCUCGCGUUAAGGUCGAAUACAAGAAUGAAGAGAAGACAUUCGCACCUGAACAGAUUACUGCUAUGGUUCUUACUAAGAUGAAAGAGACUGCCGAAGCAUACCUGGGCGCCAAGGUAACGGACGCUGUGAUCACAGUUCCAGCAUACUUCAACGAUGGGCAGCGGCAGGCGACAAAAGAUGCCGGGAUAAUUGCCGGUCUGAACGUGCUGAGAAUUAUCAACGAACCAACAGCAGCCGCUCUGGCAUAUGCACUUAAUAAAAAACCCAAAGGUGAGAAAAAUGUCCUUAUUUUCGAUCUCGGAGGAGGGACAUUUGAUGUGUCUGUUAUGACAAUUGACGAAGAGUCCAUGGUUGAGGUCAAGUCGACAAGAGGCGACACACAUCUGGGAGGUGAAGAUUUCGAUGACAGGUUGAUGGAUCACUUUGUGGAGGAAUUCAAGAAAAGACAUAAGAAGGAUUUGAGUGUGAGUUCUCGAGCUAUGCAUCGACUGCGCACAGCAUGUGAGCAUGCAAGGAUAACCCUCUCAGGCAGUUCCGAGGCGGGGAUAGAGAUUGACUCGCUUUUCGAAGGAGUCGACUUCUACAGUAAGAUAACACGAGCAAGGUUUGAAGAAUUAUGUUCGGACCUAUUCCGAGGUACUUUGGAACCAGUGGAGAAAGCCCUUCGUGACGCCAAGAUGGACAAGUCGAGCAUCCACGAGGUUGUUCUUGUUGGAGGGUCCACCCGAAUUCCAAAGAUCCAGAAACUUCUGCAAGAUUUCAUGAACGGGAAGGAACUGAACAAAUCCAUCAACCCCAACGAAGCCGUUGCGUAUGGCGCUGCUGUCCAAGCUGCCGUUUUGACCGGUGACACAAGCGACGCUAUCAAAGACGUGUUUCUACUCGACCUUGCUCCACUGUCCCUCGGGAUCGAGGCAACGGGAGGCGUCAUGACCACACUUAUACCGAGGAACACCACCAUCCCGACCAAGACAACCCAGACUUUCAGCACCUACUCCGACAACCAACCCGCCGUCUCCAUACAAGUAUACGAGGGAGAGAACAUGACCAAAGACAAUCACUUGAUGGGCAAGUUUGACCUGUCAGGUAUCACUCCAGCUCCAAAGGCCGUUCCAGAAGUGGAUGUUACGUUUUCCGUCGACGACGACGGCAUCCUCAACGUCACGGCAGUGGAGAAGGGCACGGGGAAAUCUAACCAGCUCACCGUUACCAACGACAGUGGGCGUCUUAGUGCUGAUGAGAUAAGGAAAAUGGCGGACGAUGAGGUGGAGUUCAAAGCGGAAGAUGAAAAAUAG
Messenger RNA from Haliotis rubra (blacklip abalone), 1599 nucleotides. Its product is annotated as heat shock 70 kDa protein-like. Gene Ontology annotation, biological process: protein refolding; cellular response to unfolded protein. The record is from RefSeq and is a predicted model, not a curated record. Lineage: Eukaryota; Metazoa; Mollusca; Gastropoda; Lepetellida; Haliotidae. Gene Ontology annotation, cellular component: cytoplasm; blood microparticle; vesicle. Gene Ontology annotation, molecular function: heat shock protein binding; ATP-dependent protein folding chaperone; misfolded protein binding.